This is a messenger RNA of Trypanosoma conorhini, 2199 nucleotides long. RefSeq names its product von Willebrand factor type A. The record is from RefSeq and is a predicted model, not a curated record. The transcript has a single exon. NCBI's taxonomy places the organism in Eukaryota, Euglenozoa, Kinetoplastea, Trypanosomatida, Trypanosomatidae. Bases 1 to 2199 code for a protein of 732 amino acids.
AUGGCGCCUGCCGCCUCCCUGUUCCUGCUGCUUGCCGUUCUGUGGUGCGGCGCACCGGCUGCCGCCGCCCACUCUGUCGACACGUGCCGGGCGGGCAAAGUCACGCUGCGGAACGCGUCCUCCGUCACGACGACCACUGACGUCUUUGGCGCGACGGCGAACGUCACGUUUAACUUCUGCGCUCCGGCGGUGGGGAGCGUGUGCGGCGCCAACAGCGGCGGCUUCGGCGCGGGGUACGUGGAGGUGGUGGCCGACGGGGCGUGCGUGGAGUCCUUCACGACGCUGCUGCGGCCGCCGGCGGCGGGCGCGGCGCAGACGACGACGUUCACCGUCGCCAACCCGAAUGAAACUUCCACUUUCCGUGUGAGCGUGCAGUGCAACAGCAGCGGCGCCCCUGGCGAGGUGUACAGCGCCGGCGACCUCCGCUCAGGUGGGACGAACGGGAGCGUUUGGUUCGAGGCGGACUUUUCCUCCGUGGAAGGGUGCCAGGUGAACAACUUCUUUUGCGCCGCCUCCGACGACUGUGUGGGGGCCUCCUGCAUCAACGGCAUCUGCAUCGACACGAGCUGCCCCAUGCUGAGCUCCGUCUCGCAGGUUGCCACGGUGCCGGCCAACUACCUCUCGCUGGUGCGCGUGACGGACUGCUACGGCUUCCCUGUGCAGGGGCUCCUCGCCGAGAACAUCUCCGUGCGCCUCAACGGCGACUCCAUCGAUGACCCGCCGCUCUCCUUCGCCGUAGACAACGUCCGCCGGGCGGCGAAUCUGGGCGGGGUCGUGCGAAUUACAACACUCAUGAUUCAGCAGAAUAGCCACGUCGUUUCGGAGUACGAAGACGACCUCAAGGAGCACCUGAGGGCGUUCCUUGUGAACCUCACGGAGGCAGGGGAGAGAGGCAACUACAUUGCCCUCGUCGUCUUUGACGGCUCGGCGUCGCCCGUCACGGUUCAGCCACACACUACGGACCUUGAGCUGCUUCAGAAGGCUGUCGAUGCCCUGCCGCUGACGAUGCCCGAUCCCUUGCCGACGAACCUGUACGGCGCGGUUGUCUACGGUCUCGAGGCGAGUUACCAGAUGCAGUCCACAUUCAACGAGAGCACGUACACGACACUUGUCCUCUUCUCCGACGGCUUUGACACCGCCGCUCGCAUCACAAAAGCAGAAGCCAUUCGCAAGGCGCAGUACUUUGCAGCAAAAAAUGUCACCACCUUGGCGCUUGGCAUCUCAAACCGUUCAGACCUUCUCUUCUUGAGGAAAAUUGCCACGUCUGGCUACUUCAACGCCUUCUCCAUGGACUCCCUUGCAGACGCCUUUGGACGGCUGACAAGGCAGAUUCUGACACUGCGCCGUAACGUGUACUAUGUCUUGCUGUGCGUUCCCAACCGCAAGAACCACGUCUCAGUGGAGGUUUCUUUAAGCCCCUCUGAGGCGUUUGCGAACGUGCACCCGCUUCAGUUCACCGUAGACACCUCUGGGUUUACGGGCGGGUGCAACGAGUCUGUUCUCAAUGGCAGCAUUGUGGGGGAUAAUUCUUCGUUUGCCCCCGCUCCCGCGUCUGUGUAUCUUCCCUCUGGGGGUUCUCUCACCGAGGCCCUGGGCCCCUACGCGAGUUUGCGCUUUUACACCAACUGCACCGCCGACGUGUGUCUGCUGGACGUUGCGGCCGACGUCCCGAAGCGGGUUAGCCCGCGGACUGUGCUGGUCCUCGUCACGCCCCGCUGCGUCUUGUCGCCGUUCUGCUUUGACGACGCCUUUGACGACAAUUACACCGUGCGAAGCAAUGCGUCUGCGAAGUAUCAGUUUAUGUUGAUCUCGGGCGUAAAUCGCUCGACCGUCUUCAAUAUCGUUUCUUUGGCACCGCCGCACUGGACGGUGCCGCCGCCAUUUUUAAGCCGGAAUUUAUCCGGCGUGAGGGACCUGGCGGGCGAAGCAGACUUGUCUGCCAUCGUCAUAUUGGCCCUCUCCACUCUUCUUCUCUUGGCCGCGGCUUGCGCCUGCGUCUGUCGCCACCACUGGCGCCACUCAUGCGCCGCCGCGGGUGACCCGACGCCGUACAGGCGGCUAACGCCGUACCCGGCGCCACGCGCGUUCCAGAAGCCGGCGCGUCGCACCUCGUUGAAUGUCCCCGUGCUGCCGCGCAUGGAGCAGAUGGGGGAGGAGGGCGCCUACGGCUACAGCGCGCGCUGGUCGGGGCGAGAAUGA